This is a messenger RNA of Cryptotermes secundus, 2622 nucleotides long. RefSeq names its product ran-binding protein 9 (gene RanBPM). Gene Ontology annotation, biological process: cytoskeleton organization; cell surface receptor signaling pathway. The transcript has 9 exons. The record is from RefSeq and is a predicted model, not a curated record. Gene Ontology annotation, cellular component: cytoplasm. Gene Ontology annotation, molecular function: protein binding. NCBI's taxonomy places the organism in Eukaryota, Metazoa, Arthropoda, Insecta, Blattodea, Kalotermitidae. The coding region runs from base 1 to 1821 and encodes 606 amino acids.
AUGUUAAAAAUGGCCGCCGUCGUGAAUGGACGGAGCGUGAUGGAUCCACAAAUAGCAGUGCAGAGUGCAGUGGUGGAUCGGUUGAAGUUAUUACAUCCAAUGGUUAACGAAGAAGAAACACCUUUACCAAGAUCCUGGAGUCCCAAGGAUAAAUAUAACUACAUAGGACUGUCGCAGAAUAAUCUGAGGGUUCACUAUAAAGGUCAUGGUAAAACUCACAAAGAUGCCGCCAGUGUCCGAGCCACACAUCCCAUCCCAGCUGCCUGUGGUCUUUAUUAUUUUGAAGUGAAGAUAGUCAGUAAGGGGAGAGAUGGCUACAUGGGUAUUGGACUCAGUGCUCAAGGAGUCAAUAUGAAUAGGCUUCCUGGUUGGGACAAACACUCAUAUGGCUACCAUGGUGAUGACGGCCAUUCAUUUUGUUCUUCCGGAACAGGCCAGCCAUAUGGGCCAACAUUCACAACAGGCGAUGUUAUAGGCUGUGGAGUUAAUCUUAUUGACAAUACUUGUUUCUAUACAAAAAAUGGACAUAAUCUGGGGAUAGCAUUUACAGAUUUACCACCAAACCUGUAUCCAACGGUUGGGCUUCAGACACCAGGAGAAGUAGUGGAUGCCAACUUUGGACAAGCACCAUUUGUAUUUGACAUAGAAGACAUGAUGCUUGAACUGAGAGCUCGGACUCAACUUACUAUAAAUCAGUACCCAGUGCCCGACUACAAAGGCGAGUGGCAAGCCACAUUACAUAAGAUGGUAUCUACUUAUCUUGUUCAUCAUGGGUAUUGUGCCACAGCAGAAUCCUUUGCCCAUGGUACUGGACAGGUCUUUGAUGAAGAAAUAACAUCAAUAAAAAAUAGGCAAAGAAUCCUGAAAUUAGUUUUAGCUGGUCGAAUGGGUGAAGCCAUUGAGAAAACAAGCAGUCUAUAUCCAGGAUUAUUAGAGCACAAUCAAAAUUUGCUCUUUCUGCUCAAGUGCCGUCAAUUUGUAGAAAUGGUAAAUGGAUCAGACUCUGAGGUUUGUCCUCCCCGUUGUCCCAGGGGUCAAUGUAUCUUCUCUCCUCUACAUCCAUCAUCCUCAAAUACACCACCUCACCCUACUAGCCCCAUUCCGACCUCAGUAAUACAGUCUACUAAGAGUUACGGUAAUAAUCGGAGCCGAGGACACUCCUCCACCGUCGAGGAGAACAACCUGAACAAUGUGGCUAUGAAUGGGAACAGUGGAGGGACAGGCGAACAGCCUGUGGGGGGAUCAGCUGUCAUCCGACUUCCACCAGGAAUAGGGGAAGAAAGUGAUGUGGAAAUGGAGCCACAAGAUGAAAGGAAUGGACAUUCAUUAGUAAAUAAAGCUGUAUCUCCUGCCACUAAUGGAUAUCAAAAUGGAAGUAGCCAUCAGCAAGAUAAAGAGGAGCUUGAUGAUGUAGAAGAUAUGGAAGUGGAUCCCCCAUCAGCGCGCCGUCAGUUAUGUGGUGGCAGUAAGCCGGCUGUGGAGCGGAUGUUGGAGUUUGGUCGUGAACUGUACAACAUGAGCCUACAUCUCAGGCAAGAGCAGGGAAAGAGUGAAAACAACAAAAAAAUGCUUCAGGAUGCCUUUAGCCUACUAGCAUACUCAAACCCUUGGAGCAGCCCUGUUGGUUGGCAGCUGGAUCCUGUUCAGAGGGAGACUGUGUGUGCUGUUCUCAAUUCUGCCAUUCUAGAAUCUAGCAACUUGCCACGCCGGCCACCACUGGAGGUGGCCUUGGCUCAUGCUCAGGAGCUUGUGAGGUUGAUGUCACGAUCAGGACUGGGCUCAUGUGCCUUUGCCAGUGUUGAUGACCUCCUGCAGCACUGACUGGCAUGCGGAGAGAAGGGCUUGUAUCAGCACUCUUGCUUUCCUUUGAAUCUUAUUACAUCAACAAAAGAUCUCGUUAUUUAUUGCCUCAGACAAGAGCUCAGUGUCCAAAUGAAGAGUGGAUCUGCACAUAGCAUUGGUGAUAGGAGUACACACAGAUGGAAGCAUAUUGUUACGAUAUUUGUACAGGACUCUGCCUUGCACAGGCUCUGAGGUAUUGAGUUACAUACCGUUUGUUCUGAAAGUGUGAGAUUUUUAAUUAUAAUCAGUCCAGUGCAUUGCUAUGUAGAGUUUGUUAGGAAGUGAGAUACCCUUAUUCAGUGUGUGAUAAUAUUGCUGAGUAGAGACCAGGAACAGUAACAUGGGUGAGUCUAAAAUUAACAAAGUGUGUGAAACUCCCAGAUAUAAUUAUGGGUGUUAUCUAGAUAAUUGUGUGGCUAUGAAUGAUCUGUUUAGAACAUUUGUAUUGUGUAUGUACUUUAUUGUAAACUUACUACUGGGCUCUGAGCCCUCCUGUUUCAUUGAAAGUUUAGGUGUCCAAUUCUACCUUAGGUGGUAUUUUACUUGCAUCAGUAGGUUGCAAAGAAAGAGGCAUUGUUUUACCGCAGUGGUUGCAGAAGGUGGAAAGGAUUUUAUUUUCGAGCAGUGCUGUGUUCUGUACUACCAUUUCUUAACAGUGGCAUAGAAGUUUCCUUUGUUUGUGUUAAUUUAAGUAAACAGCUGUUAUAUGUUUGAUACAAAGGAAUAAAAUUAGCAUUUUAGCUCUUUGAGACUUUUAUUAAUAAUAAACACAUUUUAUUA